CUAAGGAGCUGUCAUGAGGUGUCAAAACCGAGAUUGAAAUUCGGAGCUGCCAAGAACUCGUGACCCUCGGAGGCGGAGAUUUGAUAUUCCGCUGGAUUACAUAAUUUAGCGAGAUCUCGACAUGGAAUGAGAAGUAUCCUUUUGCUGCUCACUAGGACAUUGGCAUUUAAAUCUCACGAAAUCUUUAUACAGUUAUUAGUGCUACUGCUAGGAAAAUAACCAGAUCCAGGUGCAUUGUCCUAGUCUGUGCGGUUGUUGCCCCCGGGAAAAUUCAUCAAAAUCUUGGGAACAGAAUGGAUUUUCGAACUGAUCUUCGAUGAAAACAAGAAUCCCCCAUCAUCAUCACAUCACCAUGUGAUAUCGAUUAGGACGCAAUUGAGAUUUCAUCUACGGCGUUCGCGUCGGGUAGAACGAAGACUACAAGCGCUACAAGCCAAUAAUUCAUCGCAGCGUGUUUCAAGACAGCUCACCAUCAUUCAGUCAUCACCAUGACUUCCCCCAAGAUGUUUUCGCCAGCUGCCUUCUUCAACACCCUUCUCACUCUUGUUGCUAUUGAACAAGACUCCGAAGUCGCGGAGACAAGUCUACUUCUCUCUUCCACGCCACCAAGCACGCUCGCCCGGGCCGGUCUUGCCAUCCUCAGUUUGUCGAUCCAGUCACUGAAAACAGGUCUUGGAGGGCGUUCAGUUGUCGAACUUGGCCUGGACUCUGCGGUUGUGAGCAAGGAUUCGAAAGGCGAAUUACCGGAGCAUGGUAUCCGGACUGGCGACAUUGUCCGCAUCGGAGAAAUGCCAAAAGGCACUGCGAAGAAGAAAGAGGUCAAUGAGUUGAAAGGCAAAGGAGUCGAGGGAGUCGUGAUUAGAGUGGGCCAAAGAGCAGUAUGGGUGGCACUAGGAAAGGAAGGGUCUGGCGGUGAUGUUGUUGAGGACGUGCCUGAUGGGAAGCUAUGGUUGGUCAAACUUGCAAACGACGUGACGUACAAGAGAAUGAACCAAGCUUUAAUCAAGUUACUCAAAGCACCCGAGUCAUCCUACACCAGUCUCCAACGUGUGCUUCUGGGCCUUUCAUCACCAGGAACUUCGGACCUCGAGAAGGUCAAGGAUGUGGUCUUCUUCGAUCCUACCUUGAAUCCUUCUCAGCAAGAAGCUAUUCGCUUCGCUCUCUCGUCCCCCGAAAUCGCUCUCAUCCACGGCCCGCCUGGUACGGGGAAGACUCACACAGUGAUUGAGCUGAUUCUACAGCUUCUGAAACAAGGCCAACGAGUGCUAGUCUGCGGUCCAAGCAACAUCAGCGUAGACAACAUUGUGGAGCGACUCGCUCUCACAUCGCCGAGCACGUCGAUUGUCCGUCUGGGACAUCCAGCCCGCCUCUUAACAAGCGUCCUGAAUCAUUCCCUCGAAGUCCUGACCCGAACAAGCGAAGCCGGAGGCAUUGUCAAUGAUGUGCGGAAAGAAAUGGAUGAAAAACAAGCUUCAAUUCGUAAGACACGGAAUGGCCGCGAGCGCCGCGCGAUAUACGCCGACCUGAAAGAUCUGAGAAAAGAGUACCGUGAGCGAGAAGGUAGAUGCAUCGAUGGCCUGGUCCGUGACAGCAAAGUCGUCUUGUCAACACUGCAUGGCGCAGGGGGCCACCAACUCCGCAACCAGGAGUUUGAUGCUGUGGUGAUCGAUGAGGCCAGCCAGGCAUUGGAGCCGCAAUGCUGGAUCCCACUCGUCUUUGGUGGUGGCGAUAUCAAGAAACUCGUAUUGGCAGGCGAUCAUCUGCAGUUACCCCCGACUAUCAAGAGUGCAGACAAUAAGGACAACAAGGACGAAAAGAAGACGAAGAUGAAGGGCUUAGAAGAAGAGCUGCAGAAGUUGUCCGUCAAAGAUGACGAGAUCAAAGCAGCUAAAGGGUGGUCUUUGGAAAAGACAAUGUUUGAUCGGCUUCUAGCAAUGCAUGGCCCGGGUAUCAAGAGACUCCUCAAUACACAAUAUCGAAUGCAUGAGAAAAUCAUGCGCUUUCCAAGUAACGAGCUCUACGACUCUGAACUUGUAGCGGCGGUCGCUGUGAAAGCUCGACUCUUGAAAGACUUGCCAUACGAGGUGAAGGAGACGGAAGACACGGUGGAACCCCUUGUGUUCUUUGACACCCAAGGAGGCGACUUCCCCGAAAAGACUGAGGAGGACCCUGGAGGACAGGUCAAGGCUUCGGUCUUGCUUGGCGACAGCAAGAGUAACGACAUGGAGGCAGCCGUCGUUGGGAUGCACGUACGGAAUCUCAUCGACGCGGGCGUCAGGGACGAUGACAUUGCAGUUAUCACACCAUACAAUGCACAGGUCGCUCUUCUCAGCUCGAUGUUGAAGGAGAAAUAUCCGAAUAUCGAGCUCGGCAGCGUGGAUGGAUUCCAAGGUCGGGAGAAAGAGGCUGUUAUCGUCAGUCUCGUCAGGAGUAAUGCUGAAAAGCAAGUGGGCUUCCUUGGUGAAAAGAGGAGAUUGAAUGUCGCGAUGACUCGACCCAAACGGCAUUUGUGUGUGAUUGGCGAUUCAGAAACAGUCUCCAGAGGGAGCCAGUUUCUCAAAAGAUGGAUGAAGUUUCUCGAGGACAACGCCGACUUGCGUUAUCCUAGUCUCGAAGACCUGAAGCUCGGUUGAAAUCCGCCGCUGGCGACUCCUGCGACAAGCAUCGAGCCAAUGCAGUCCCUUUGACGCCUACUAAGAACAUCAGCGAAUGGCGAUAGAGACUCUCAAAUUGACGAGGAGCACGACUAUAGGCCGAAGCUUGAACCAUAUGAAACCCUCAAAUCGUAGGGCUGAGGAACGUUUCGAAACCAGAUGGCGCAAUCUGACGUGGACGUUUCCCAGCAAAUGAAGUGAGCAUACCAUCGUUAUUGGUUGAUGGGUGCCCAAAGUAAGGCUGUACUCUACACGGGCUGUACCACUCUUUACAUGAUCUGAUCAUGCAACGAGCCGCAAAUUCGGCGGACAGCGAUCUGCCACCUGAGAUCUCAUUGUUGGACUCUGAAGGCGACAACAACUUUCUUCGUGUCCAGAGGAGACCCUUCAGUACUUGAUCUCAUCCCUGUCGGACCUCAUUUUCUGGCGACGAGAUAACGCGUCCUUCGGAUGCAACCUAAAUUCCAUAGUCCGAAACUUAUCUUGGUGCUGAGAUGCGAAGAAGCAAUCAAUGAUGAGCAAGCCAACACUCCUUCGUGAUUUUCGAUCAUGGCCAGAUGACAGGAGUUCGGCCUGACCGACCGGGAUGAGCAGCUGAAAAGCGCAAUUCCGCCGAUCAUGGAAGCAUGCUGAGA
Molecule: messenger RNA, 3289 nt
Organism: Exophiala xenobiotica
Lineage: Eukaryota; Fungi; Ascomycota; Eurotiomycetes; Chaetothyriales; Herpotrichiellaceae
Exons: 4
Coding region: 489-2633 (714 amino acids)
Molecular function (GO): ATP hydrolysis activity; RNA binding; 5'-3' DNA helicase activity
Source: RefSeq, a predicted model, not a curated record